AUGAACGAUAUAAGAUUGACGCCUUUGCAGCAUGUAACCAAAGAUAGUCUCAGGUUCCGGUCACUUUCAGUGGCAGGUCUAGUCAUCAGUACUUUGAAAUUUUGUUGUGUUUCACUUAAUUUUGUUGUGUUUUAGUUUUCUUCGGUGUAUCGGGAUAUUUCGUUGUGUUCUGAAAAAGAUUAUUGUGUGUCAAAAGAUCUCGUUGUGUUCUGGAAAAGAUUGUUGUGUUUCAAAAGAGAAAUUGUGUUGUGCUUUGUCCCUAUGGGCCACCGUAGUAAAACUGACCAAAGUCCUCAUUUCAUUAAAAAGAAGUGGGCUCUGGUGAAAAAAAAUCAACUCUAUUAAUGAUAAAAUCAGUCAUAUGCUUUGGGGUUUUUCAUACUAAAGUGUUUGAUUUAAUUUAACAGACAUAAACUAGUGUGUCGAAGGUAUAUACAACUGUAGUGCUCAUGCCGUGGGCAAGAUAACUAAGGGAUCGUACAACUGUCUGUGUAAACCAGGAUACUAAAAAUAUGGAAAUGCCUGCAGUAUGGGUAGUAUUUUUUUGUUUUUGUUCAAAUGCUACUGUUCAGACAAGGAGAACAAAUACAAGCCUUUCGUUUAUGCAUAUCGAUGAAGAACGAUAACAAUGAAGACAUCAUAUAAUAACGAUAAUGAUAACACAAAUGAUGAUAAUAACGAUGAUAAUUAUGAUAAUGAUAAAAGUAAUACCCACUAGAAUAAAAGAGGUUCAGUCGGCUCCCAAAUCGUUCCGUAAUUCAAAAUUAUUUUAGUCUAUUUAAAUUGAGAGGACUGGUCAUAUAACAUUCCGCGUACGUCACAUGAACAAACGAACUUUUGCUUCGCAAAGUGGUUUUCCUAAUAUACACUCAGAAGAGACCAAGCUACCGUCCUACCGGAACACAUCCUUCUCUAAGAUCUGUCUCGGUAUCAAGACAGACGAACCGAUCGGGUUCACUGUCAGCAAUAAGAAAGCCAGUUCUCACUACUCACUGAUCGCUGACGAGAAAUUCCGCCAACUUCCUUAG
Molecule: messenger RNA, 1028 nt
Organism: Pocillopora meandrina
Lineage: Eukaryota; Metazoa; Cnidaria; Anthozoa; Scleractinia; Pocilloporidae
Source: the annotation of a GenBank genome assembly